Messenger RNA from Aplosporella prunicola CBS 121167, 3756 nucleotides. RefSeq lists its product as uncharacterized. Gene Ontology annotation, molecular function: ATP hydrolysis activity; DNA binding; nucleosome binding. Bases 151 to 3510 code for a protein of 1119 amino acids. Gene Ontology annotation, cellular component: nucleus; chromatin. The transcript has 4 exons. NCBI's taxonomy places the organism in Eukaryota, Fungi, Ascomycota, Dothideomycetes, Botryosphaeriales, Aplosporellaceae. The record is from RefSeq and is a predicted model, not a curated record. Gene Ontology annotation, biological process: regulation of transcription by RNA polymerase II; nucleosome organization.
ACCACCCUUUACCUCCAAAUUCUGCGCGCCCGACGUGCCGAUCGCCACAACCAUCCACGCCAUCCCCCACAGCUUCGGCGAGCGAGUGGAUUCGGCGCGCAAACCACCAGAACCUCACCGAGACAUUAAUUUGUAGCCCAAACGGGCAAUAUGGCUCCGCGCAACCGCAACUCGGAGGCCAUGUCGACUCCCGACGUGUCAAUGGUAGACGCGGAACAGGACGAGUACACCGAAGAUAUGCAAGACACGCCCGACUACACGGACACCGACUCAAAUCUCAAUACCCGCGCCAACAGCGAGGCCGACGACGUGGUUCCCGCAGACGGCCGUAGGCGUCGCUCGGAGGCGUUACAACUUCGCAAGAGUGUUUUUGGUAAGAAGCACGAUCGCUUGGGCGAAUCGAAGGAAGACGAUUCAAUCAGGCGCUUCCGUUACCUUCUCGGCCUCACGGACCUUUUCCGUCACUUCAUUGAUACCAACCCGAACCCUCGCAUCAAAGAGAUCAUCGCGGAGAUCGACCGUCAAAAUGCCGAGGAGGAAGCAAGAGCUAAGAAGGGAACGGCUAGGAAGGGCGGCGCUGGUGCAAAGCACAGGAAGACCGAGCAAGAGGAAGACGCGGAACUCAUGCGCGAGGAGAAGCACGGUGCCGGCGCCGAGACGACCAUUUUCCGGGAAUCGCCUCCCUUCAUCGAAGGCUUAAUGAGAGACUACCAAGUCGCAGGUCUCAACUGGCUCAUUUCAUUGCAUGAGAAUGGUAUCUCUGGUAUCCUUGCCGAUGAGAUGGGUCUGGGCAAGACUCUGCAGACAAUAUCCUUCGUAGGUUACCUACGCUUUGUCCGCGGUAUCAACGGCCCCCACCUGGUUGUCGUACCGAAGUCCACUCUGGAUAACUGGAAGCGUGAAUUCGCCAAGUGGAUUCCGGAGAUCAACGUCCUUGUGUUGCAGGGCGCCAAGGAGGAGCGCGCCCAGCUGAUCAACGAGCGUCUUGUUGAUGAAGGCUUCGACGUGUGCAUCACCAGUUACGAGAUGAUCCUUCGAGAGAAGUCGCAUCUUAAGAAGUUCGCCUGGGAGUACAUCAUCAUUGACGAGGCUCACCGUAUCAAGAACGAGGAGUCCUCAUUGGCACAGAUCAUCCGAGUCUUUAAUUCGCGCAACCGUCUGUUGAUCACCGGCACGCCGCUUCAGAACAACCUGCACGAACUCUGGGCACUCCUCAACUUUUUGCUGCCUGAUGUCUUUGGCGAUUCUGAGGCCUUUGACCAGUGGUUCUCAAGCCAAGAGGAGGACCAGGAUACCGUCGUUCAGCAACUGCACAAGGUCCUUCGACCUUUCCUGCUUCGUCGCGUCAAGAGCGAUGUUGAGAAGAGCCUUUUGCCCAAGAAAGAGAUCAACCUGUACAUUGGCAUGUCCGAGAUGCAGGUUCAGUGGUACAAGAGGAUCCUUGAGAAGGACAUCGAUGCUGUCAACGGAGCCGGCGGCAAGAAAGAGUCCAAGACUCGUCUGUUGAACAUCGUCAUGCAGCUGCGCAAGUGCUGUAACCACCCCUAUCUGUUUGACGGAGCCGAACCGGGUCCUCCUUAUACCACAGAUGAGCACCUGGUCAACAAUGCCGCGAAGAUGGUUAUGCUUGACAAGCUUCUGAAGCGCAUGCACGCACAGGGCAGCCGCGUCUUGAUCUUUUCCCAGAUGAGUCGGUUGCUCGAUAUCCUGGAGGAUUACUCGGUCAUGCGCAACUACCAGUACUGCCGUAUCGACGGUUCAACGGCGCAUGAGGACCGUAUUGCCGCCAUUGAUGAGUACAACAAGCCUGACUCGGAGAAGUUCUUGUUCCUCCUUACCACCCGCGCUGGUGGUCUAGGUAUCAACUUGACCAGUGCCGACAUUGUUAUCCUUUUUGACAGUGAUUGGAACCCUCAGGCCGAUCUGCAGGCAAUGGACCGGGCGCAUCGUAUCGGACAAACCAAGCAGGUCAUGGUCUUCAGGUUUGUUACGGAGAAUGCUAUAGAGGAGAAGGUUCUCGAGCGUGCAGCUCAAAAGCUUCGUCUGGACCAACUUGUCAUUCAGCAAGGCCGCGCUCAGCAGCCGGCCAAGAAUGCCCAGUCAAAGGAGGACCUGCUCAACAUGAUUCAACAUGGUGCUGAGAAGGUUUUUGAGUCUCAGAGCGGUACUGGUGCUUUCGGCAAUUCCUCGGACCUGAACGAUGAUGAUAUCGAUCAAAUCCUCAAGCGCGGUGAAGAGAGGACGGCAGAACUCAACGCCAAGUAUGAAAAACUCGGUAUCGAUGACUUGCAGAAGUUCAGCACCGAUUCUGCGUAUGAGUGGAAUGGCGAGAACUUCGUCAACAAGAGAAAGGAAAUCGGUAUCAACUGGAUCAACCCAUCUAAGCGUGAGAGGAAGGAACAAUCCUACUCCAUGGACAAGUAUUACCGCCAAGCCUUGAUGACUGGUGGUCGCACGGCAGAUACCAAACCGAAGAUUCCCAGGGCACCUAAGCAGAUCAGUAUCCACGAUUACCAAUUCUUUAACCCACGCCUAGGUGAGCUUCAGGAUAAAGAAACUGCUCACUACCGUAAGGAAAACAAUAUCAAGGCUCCUCUCCCUGAUGGUCCCGAAGAAGAAAUGCAGGCUCGUGUCGCUGAACAGGAGCUAGACCAGAAAGAGAUUGAUGACGCCGAACCCUUGACCGAAGCUGAGAAGGAAGAGAAGGAGAAGCUUUCUCAGGAAGGCUUCCCUGACUGGAACAGGAGAGAUUUCCAGCAGUUCAUCAACGGCUCGGCGAAGUAUGGUCGCAAGAACUACCACCUCAUCGAGGAUGAGGUUGAUGGCAAGACGGCGGAAGAGAUUGAAGCGUAUGCCAAGGUCUUCUGGAAGAAGUACAAGGACAUUCAAAACUGGGAGAAGCACAUUGCCGCAAUUGAGGAGGGCGAAGAACGCAUCAAGAAGAUCGAGCGUCAGCGUCAGCUUCUCCGCAAGAAGCUGAGCAUGUACCGUGCUCCGCUGCAGCAACUCAAGCUCAACUACUCGGUUUCCACCACGAACAAGAAGGUGUACACGGAAGAGGAGGACCGCUUCCUUCUUGUUAUGCUAGACAAGUACGGAGUCGACACUGAGGGCAUUUUCGACAAGAUCCGCGAUGAGAUCCGCGAGUCGCCGCUCUUCCGCUUCGACUGGUUCUUCCUCAGCCGCACCCCGGUCGAGAUUAGCCGUAGAUGCACGACGCUUCUGACAACGGUGGUCAGAGAGUUUGACGGUAGCGAUGGCAAGAUUGCCAACGGCACGGGCAAGGGCAAGAGGGGACAUGAGGACGACGAGGAUGAGUCCGAAGAGGAUGCUAUUGCUCCUGCUACCAAGAAGCGGGCGACUAAGAACGGCGUCAAGAACAAGGCUGUCGAGAACGUGAAGGGCGGUGGUAGCAAGGCUACUUCGGUCUCUGCCUCUCGCGCGAGCAGUGUGGCGUCGAAUGGCUCCGCACCGUCGGCCAAGCCCAAGACCAAGGGCAAGAAGAAAUGAGUUUACCAUGCGUGAUGUUGCCAUUUGCUUCUACGGGAUCCGAUGGCAUGUAGGUUACGCGGCGUUCAUGGUGCAAUGGGACAAUCAUAGGUGUGACCUUUGAGGUCGUGUGAAAAGCCAGUAUGGCUAGAUUGCUGGCUGGGAAUGAUUGGUUGCUUUAGAUUUUUCUUGUUGCUGUGUACUCAUAGAAGCAUUGGGAGCAUUAGGAUAUCACUAAGUAUUAAAAAUGCAGGCUGUCUGUCCCUG